Molecule: messenger RNA, 1901 nt
Organism: Mobula hypostoma (lesser devil ray)
Lineage: Eukaryota; Metazoa; Chordata; Chondrichthyes; Myliobatiformes; Myliobatidae
Gene: rabac1
Product: Rab acceptor 1 (prenylated)
Exons: 6
Coding region: 91-660 (189 amino acids)
Cellular component (GO): Golgi apparatus
Source: RefSeq, a predicted model, not a curated record
UUCCCGUGGACGUCAUUUCCGUUGCCAACUGGACAUCGGAGGGAGCGACGAUAGAGUUACUUCCUACUGCUGCAUUGAAGCCCGGGAACCAUGACGACAAAGGCAGAGGAUGUGUUCUCUCUCACCAAGGAGGAGGAAGCGACAGGUGUGAUGGGCAGGAUCUACAUCCCCAAGAUUAUCUCGCAGGGCCCAGCCAAGGAGUGGAUUGAGAAGCGCCGGCUGGCCAUUCGCCCCUGGGCCAACUUCGUCGACCAGAAGCGUUUCUCCAAGCCCAAGAACCUGGGCGAGAUGUGCAAGCGGCUGGUGAAGAAUGUGGAGUACUUCCAGAGCAAUUACGUCUUUGUCUUCCUGGGCCUCAUUGUCUACUGUGUGGUCACUUCACCGAUGCUGCUGGUCGCCCUGGCCGUGUUCUUUGGCGCCUGUUACAUCGUCCACCUGCGGGCCUCCCAGUCCCGGCUCGUGCUGUUUGGCCGAGAGCUGAGUCCUGCCCACCAGUAUGCUGUUUCCGGAGCAGUGUCCUUCCCCUUCUUCUGGCUGGCUGGUGCUGGCUCCGCUGUCUUCUGGGUGCUCGGAGCCACGCUGGUGUUCAUCGGGGGCCAUGCCAGCUUCCACGAGCUGGAGUCUGGAGACGGGGAGGAGUUGCAGAUGGAGGCGGUAUGAGCAGCUGCCGAUACGGACGGGUGCCGCACGGAGGGACAAACUCUGACUCCUGCCGCCCCUCCCAUCCACCGGUUCAGUCCGCUCCUCCCCACUGUCAUUGUAACUGUACCUCAUUCUCACCUCUUGCCCUCGUCAGUAUACAUCUUCUGUUUCGGACUCACUGACCCUCACCAUGGCAAGCGGAAUCUUGUUUAGAAGGCGUUUUCUUUACACAUUAACCUUGGUUGGGACGUUUACACGGAUUUCAGGCUUGAAGCUCGACCUGAUCUGGGACACUCUGUGUUGGGACUGGGGUUACUCCUCAGAAGAACCCCAGAGAUAUAUUCCCGGGUUCCCAGACAUGAGCAUAUCGUCAGAAGGAGGGAGCAGAUGGCUGCCUUGGGCAGUGGCUGUGGUCAGAGGCAGUGUGCACUUGGGACACUGGUUGACCUUCAGUUCUCCCACCUGCAUUCCCCUGCGUUGCUCCUGAGCAGGUCUGCUAGCUGUGGGGUGUUGAUCCCAGCUUGGAGGUACCUGACUGUAGCUGUUCUGUCCUGGACCCUCCAUCCUGUGUGGGUGGGGGCUCAGGUAGGUACACUGACCUUUCCACCCACUUGCCGCCUGUCCUGUCGCUCCCAGAGUCGCUUGUCAGAGCACCACCACCCCCAUCCCCUCCUCCACGUAUCUCCCCUCCAUACAAACCCCAUCCACUCCACACUCUUUCCCCAUCCCCUCCACCCGCCUCACAUCUCCCCUCCCAACAAACCUUCCCUUCACCUCAUCUCCUCUCCCCACCCCCUCCACUUCAGUCAUUCGCCCUCUCUGGGGAAAGAGUUACUUGCCCUACCCCAUAUUUCUUGCCCCUGGUCCUCCCACUUCUUUUUCCCCCCCACAACCCUCCCUCUCUUCUCUCUCCCCCACCCCCCCAAUUAUCUGGUUACUGCUCGGACACUCCUACCUACCAGGCGUUUCACUGUGUUGGGAGUGAAUAAAAUGUGUGCACUAACAGAGUGACUUGUUGGACGUACUGAAUCCGGGUCGCUGGGUGUUUGGGAGAGGGCCCCACUGAACCCUGCACUCCUGUGAGGGUCAGACCACAAGGACCAUGCCUGGCACUCGUAUGGAAAAGAAGAUCAUGGAGGCACAUAGGACAGAACAAUACAGCACAGUAAACCGGCCCUUUGGACCACGAUUUCAGUACCGAACACAAUGUUGAAUUUAAAUAAAUCUCUUCCACGUGGAUAUCUCUCUACUGUCUGCAU